AUGGCGACUUUGCGGGGUUCAGCAAUCGUAUCUCCUAUGUGGAGAACACAUACUGUUACCCGUCCACGGUUACACUUAGGGACAUGUUAUAAAGCGUGUGCGCGACCUGGUCUUCUAACAACAACCAUUCGCUAUGUACGAUAUUCAACUGCCACUCCGCAGCAACAGACACUUGCACGCAAGAUUGAGCGUGGCGUUUCAAAACUAUUCAGAGAUGCAGAUGAGGCUGUCAGUGACCUCAAGAGCGGAUCUACAAUCCUGAGCUCUGGUUUUGGCCUUUGCGGCGUCGCAGAUACACUUCUAUCAGCGAUCAAUCGCAGAGGAGUUGAAAAUCUGCAUUCCCUGACAGCCGUUUCAAACAACGCUGGCGCUCCUGGAAGAGGAGGGCUUUCUACACUUACUCAAGCCGGACAAGUAGAUCGGUUGAUCCUAUCCUAUCUAGGGAACAACAAGGCUUUGGAGAAGAAGUAUUUGACUGGGAAGAUUGCUAUUGAGCUAUGUCCCCAAGGAACAUUAGCCGAGCGAUUACGUGCCGGAGGGGCUGGGAUUCCGGCAUUCUUCACUCCUACGGGAGCGCACACGUUACUCCAAGCAGGAGAAAUUCCCGUCCGGCUAGAUGAGUCUGGAAAAGUAUUGGAGCGUGGCACACCACGAGAGACGAGGAUAUUCAAUGGCAAAACUUACUUGAUGGAGACAGCCCUCACGGGUGAUGUGGCUAUCCUUCGUGCCUGGAAAGCAGAUGAGGCAGGAAACUGUGUUUUCAGGUAUACAACGAAAGCAUUCGGCCCGGUCAUGGCGAAAGCUGCCACUCUUACCAUAGUGGAGGCGGAAAAUAUCGUUCCCGUCGGUUCCAUUGACCCUAACGAUGUCGAUCUGCCGGGCAUCUUUGUGGAUCGAGUUGUUCCUGCUACGGCGGAGAAGCACAUCGAAAUCAGAAAAUUGCGGACUCCAGAAAAUGAGGAUGCGACUAAGACCUUAAGUGACCCUGCCAUGGCUCAGAGAAACCGCAUUGCCCGGAGAGCAGCGAAAGAACUAAAGCAAGGAUAUUAUGUUAAUCUGGGUGUUGGAAUUCCCACACUGGCUCCGUCAUUCUUACCAGAAGGCACGAAAGUUUGGGUGCAAUCAGAAAAUGGUAUUCUGGGCAUGGGACCGUAUCCCACUGAGGACGAAGUUGACCCGGACAUCAUCAAUGCUGGGAAAGAGACGGUCACCCUCAUGCCAGGCGCGGCUACUUUCGAUAGCACUGAAUCGUUCGGCAUGAUUCGGGGCGGACAUGUUGAUGUGUCCAUCCUUGGGGUGAGUGAAGCAGAUUAUGCUUGUGAACGGAUAGAGUACCGGGCUAAUGAUAAGCAGGCCCUGCAAGUGAGCGCCAAAGGCGACCUAGCGAACUACAUGAUUCCCGGAAAGGUCUUCAAGGGAAUGGGAGGAGCUAUGGACUUGAUCUCUAAUCCAGACCAAACCAAGAUCGUUGUCGCUACCAGUCAUACAGCCAAGGACGGAUCUCCCAAGGUCGUCGCGGAAUGUAGCCUGCCUUUGACAGGCGCAAACUGCGUCAGUACGAUCAUCACGGAACUUGGGUAG
Aspergillus fumigatus Af293 is the source of this 1581-nucleotide messenger RNA. The record is from RefSeq and is a predicted model, not a curated record. NCBI's taxonomy places the organism in Eukaryota, Fungi, Ascomycota, Eurotiomycetes, Eurotiales, Aspergillaceae.